Amphimedon queenslandica is the source of this 1230-nucleotide messenger RNA. Its product is annotated as glutamine-rich protein 1-like. The record is from RefSeq and is a predicted model, not a curated record. Bases 1 to 1230 code for a protein of 409 amino acids. NCBI's taxonomy places the organism in Eukaryota, Metazoa, Porifera, Demospongiae, Haplosclerida, Niphatidae. Gene Ontology annotation, molecular function: DNA binding. Gene Ontology annotation, biological process: DNA integration; DNA recombination. The transcript has a single exon.
AUGAAGUCCUACUGCACUAAACACACUGCGUCAAAUAACAAGUGGGCGCUAAAUAAUUUUCAGGAGUGGUUUGUGCAAAGAAAGACUAGUCUUCCUAAGUAUGAAAGCAGGCAGCCGCUAGAACUGCUCUUAACUGAUGAACCUUCUGAGCUAAGCCAUAUAUUAAGCAUGUACGUCAAAGAAACAAGGAAAGUGGAUGGCAGCGAGUACACCCCCAAGACCCUAUACCUACUACUGGCUGGGUUACAGCGCCAAAUCCGUCUCAAUAAAGGAAGAGCAUCCUCUAUUAAUAUAUUUAGUGAUCCUCUGUUAGACAGUUUUUACAAUGUAUGUGAUCAUGAGUUUCAACGCCUUCGUCUGGUUGGUAUAGGUGCUAAGGUAUCUCAUAUUGAGCCACUGUCAAAAGAUGAUGAAAAUAGUCUUUGGGAAAGUAAAGUAUUAUGCUUAUCAACUCCAAAUGGUUUAUUAAAUUGUGUUUUUAUUUACAAUGGUAAAAAUCUUUGCCUAAGGGGAGGUGAUGAGCACUGCCAAUUAAAAUUUUCUCAGUUACGUCGAGAAGUUUUGACUGUAGAUGGUGUUUCAAAGAGCCUCUACAUCUACACUGAACAUGGCAGCAAGAAUCGCUCAGGUGGAUUUGGAGAGCUGCAUGUACAGAACAAAGUCGUUCGUCAUUUUGAAGUACCUGAAGCAGGAGAUAGAAGUUAUGUGAAGAUCCUUGACCUGUAUUUGUCCAAAGUCCCAAAAGAAGCUAUUGAAAAGGACAAUUUUUAUGUUCGUCCAGUAACUGUCGUUGGAGAAGGAAAGCCAUGGUUUUCCAGCGUUCCUGUAGGAAAGAAUAAAUUGGCCACCAUGGUUAAAACCAUGUGUUCUAAAGCUGGAUUACAAGGGAAUAAAACAAAUCACAGUCUCAGAUCGUUUGGAGUCUCAUCUUUGUUUCAGGAAAAUGUGCCAGAAAAAAUAAUUCAGGAGAGGUCUGGUCAUAGAUCUGUUUCUGCUCUUAGGAUGUAUGAAAAAACAACAAGCAAACAGUUGAUUGAAGCGUCUCGAGUCCUCUCAUGCAUACCAUCACAAUCAAUUGAUGAUUUACCUGAGCCUAGCGAUGGGAAGCCAGAUUCACCUAGGUCUAGCGAUGUUAAGCCAGAGCCAGAUAAUAUGCUAGAGCAGUCUGAUCCAAAGAAUAACAUGUUUCGUGGGUCCACUUUCUCCAACUGUACAUUUCAACUGAAAUAG